Molecule: messenger RNA, 3261 nt
Organism: Ipomoea triloba (trilobed morning glory)
Lineage: Eukaryota; Viridiplantae; Streptophyta; Magnoliopsida; Solanales; Convolvulaceae
Product: probable LRR receptor-like serine/threonine-protein kinase At1g07650
Exons: 24
Coding region: 62-3046 (994 amino acids)
Biological process (GO): protein phosphorylation
Molecular function (GO): protein binding; ATP binding; protein kinase activity
Source: RefSeq, a predicted model, not a curated record
AUGCACAAUAAAUAUAUUAAAUAACACACUCAUUGCAGCUGAUCUUCCCCAGAACUCAACCAUGUCAACAUCCAUGUUCAUAAUCCUCAUACCAAUUAUACUACUCUCCUUCAAUGCAAGAUUCCUUGAAGCACAGAGUGGGCAUCUUCCUCAAGAUGAAUUAAAUGCACUCAAGGAAAUAGCAGAUCAACUGGGGAAGAAGGAUUGGGAUUUUAGCCUAAAUCCUUGUGACAACAAAUCCAACUGGUUGACACCACAAGGGAAAGAUACGCCUCUGUACACUAAUAUUCUCACUUGUGAUUGCACCUUCCCUGAUGGUAUUUGCCAUGUGCAAAGCAUAAAUUUGAAAGGACAAGAUCUUCAAGGUGUCCUUCCUCCUGCCUUGGUGAAGUUGCCCUUUCUCAAGAUAAUUGAUCUCACUCGCAACUACUUAAGUGGUACAAUUCCUCCUGGAUGGGCUUCUAUGAAAUUGGAACUUAUAUGUGUUAAUGUGAAUCGAUUGUCUGGGCCAAUUCCGAAAUAUUUGGGAAACAUAACAAGUCUGGUAUAUUUAAACCUAGAGAACAAUAUGUUCAAAGGAAGUGUUCCACCUGAGCUUGGGAAACUUGUCAACUUACAAAAUCUCAUUCUUAGUGCUAAUUAUCUCACAGGUGAAUUGCCAAAAGAACUUAAUGCCCUCACAAAAUUGAAGGAGUUUAGGCUCAGCAGUAAUAGCUUCACUGGGAAACUGCCUAGCUUUCAAACUUUCAAAAACCUUCAACAACUAGAGGUCCAAGCGAGUGGUUUUGAAGGGCCCAUACCUGAAAGUAUUUCUGUACUGACAAACUUGAUAGAACUUAGAAUCAGUGACCUAAAUGGAGGUGGUGUCUCCAGAUUUCCUACAUUAAAGCAAAUGACAAACAUGACAAAGCUGAUGUUGAGGAGGUGUAAUAUGUCUGGAAAAAUACCUGAUAUAGCUCACAUGACAAGCUUGCAACAACUAGAUUUGAGUUUUAAUAAUCUGGAAGGAGGGAUUGAUGGUCUUAAAGGUCUUGAUAAACUGCAGUACAUAUAUUUAAUGAACAACUCGCUUAGUGGACAAAUACCUCAAUGGGUUCUAAAUCGAGAUUCCAGAUUUUACACAGAUCUUUCUUAUAAUACUUUUACGGAGAACUUGGUGUCACCAAUUUGCAACCGGGAAGCCUUAAACUUGUUCAAAAGCUAUAAUGGAGGAGAAAAUGAAAAAAUUGACCAGUGUCUAAAAAACUGCACGAAUGAUUGGUAUUCAUUUUACAUCAAUUGUGGUGGAGGCAAUGUUGUGAUUGGUGACACUACUUAUGAUGCAGAUCAAGAUUCUACAGGCUUUGCAAAAUUUGUUCCCGGUAGAGAGAACUGGGUAACCAGUAAUACAGGGUAUUUUUGGGAUAGAGAUUUAACACUAUCUGACUAUACAACAACAAAUGCAUCUGUCAUCACGGGAAAAGACUCUCAAAUCUACCAGACAGCUCGCUUGUCUCCUUUAUCUUUGACUUAUUAUGGACGUUGUUUAGCAAAUGGAAACUAUACUGUGAAACUUCAUUUUGCAGAGAUAGUUAUGAGAGAUAAUAGAUCGUUUCAAAGUCUGGGAAGACGCAUAUUUGAUGUUUAUAUACAGGACGAAAGGAAAUUAAAGGAUUUUAAUAUUGAAACUGAAGCACAAGGAACUGAUAAAGCCUUGAUUAAACAAUUUCAAGCAGUUGUCAGAGAUAAAACUCUAGAAGUGCGCUUUGAGUAUGCUGGAAAAGGAACAACGUCAUCCCCAAGUAAAGGAACAUAUGGCCCUUUAAUAUCUGCCAUUUCUGUCGAAUCUGAUUUCAAGCCCCCCAAAAAUAUAAAGAUUUUAAUUCACACUUUAGUUGCAAUAGCUUCUUCUUUAUCUCUUAUUUUCAUAAUUCUCAUUCUCGUUUGGUGGAAGUUCUACAUUAGAAACAAGACCUCAAGGGAAAAGGAACUACGAGGCCUUGAUUUACGAACUGGUUUAUUUACCUUUAGACAAAUUAAAGCCGCUACAAACAAUUUUGAUGCUACAAAUAAGAUUGGGGAAGGUGGUUUUGGGCCUGUCUACAAGGGUACAUUAUUGGAUGGCACAGUUAUUGCCGUGAAACAACUAUCAUCCAAAUCAAGUCAAGGACACCGUGAAUUUUUGAACGAAAUAAGCAUGAUUUCUUGUUUGCAGCACCCUAAUCUUGUGAAACUUUAUGGGUGUUGUAUUGAGUGGAAGCAGUUGUUGUUGGUGUAUGAGUACUUGGAAAACAACAGCCUUGCCCAUGCUCUUUUUGGUCCAGAAAAGAGUCAACUAAAUAUAGAUUGGCCAACCCGACAAAGAAUUUGUGUCGGUAUUGCAAAAGGUUUAGCUUUCUUGCAUGAAGAGUCGGCAAUAAAAGUUGUUCAUAGAGACAUUAAAGCUACCAAUGUGCUUCUCGACAAAGAACUCAAUCCAAAAAUUUCUGACUUUGGUCUAGCUAAACUUGAGGAUGACGGGAAUACAUAUGUCAGCACAAGAGUUGUUGGGACAAUUUUAAAGAAACUGUGGACUGCAUCUGCUUCUCAUUUUUCACUCAUAUCCCAAUAUAAUGUCAGGGGAUACACGGCUCCUGAAUAUGCAUUAUGGGGCUACUUAACAUUUAAAGCUGAUGUCUAUAGUUUCGGAGUAGUGGCACUGGAAAUUGUUGCCGGCAAAAACAACAUGAAAUUUCGUCCUAAUGAGAACUACGCUUGCCUCCUUGAUUGGGCACUUGCUCUUCAAAAACAUGGAGACCUAAUGGAGUUAAUAGAUCCAAGAUUGGGUUCUGAUUUGGACAAAGAAGAAGCGCUCAGAAUGAUCAAAGUGGCUUUGCUUUGUACUAAUCCUUCACCAGCCCUUAGGCCAUCCAUGUCUGCAGUAGUCAACAUGCUUGAAGGUCAUGAUGAUAUUCUUGAGUACAAUUCCGACCAACAUGAAUUCAAUUAUCAAGCAAUGAGUGAUUGUUACAAUGAAAUGCCAAUCGGUUCAAGUGAUUCUCUCAACAACACCAACUUUUCUUCUUAAGAUUAAGAAAAUUAUUAGUGAAAAAUUGCAUGCUCCAAAAGAAAUACAAGAUAUUGUAUGUCAAAUUUGUAUGAGUCAUUAAGAAACUAUGCAAACUGUACAAACUAGUUCUAUGAAUCCUGCACUUGUAUUGCUCCCAAGUAUGAAGGGCCCAACAUCUCAGAGUGCAGACUAUUCACAAAGCUAAGCAAUUUCCUUCAAGGAUUUAGGUACAA